Messenger RNA from Mollisia scopiformis, 1560 nucleotides. RefSeq lists its product as uncharacterized. NCBI's taxonomy places the organism in Eukaryota, Fungi, Ascomycota, Leotiomycetes, Helotiales, Mollisiaceae. The record is from RefSeq and is a predicted model, not a curated record. The coding region runs from base 13 to 1224 and encodes 403 amino acids. The transcript has a single exon.
GAUGCCCAUGGGAUGCAUCCGGGAAUGCAAAUUGCCCCUCAGGACCAGAGUUUCGGCAAUGGCUACGAAAUGCAAUCAUUCCCACUCCCUAAUAUGUCAACCACAGCCAUCAAUCCUCUCCAACAGACAGGCGGCAACGAUCGUGGUAUGCAUUCGAGAUUGCAAGGUCCUUCUCAAGGCCAAACUUUCGGCAGUGGCUAUGACAUGCAUUCAUUCCCGCUGCAUGAAAUGUCAGCGGCAUCCGUCAAGGAGCCCCUGCAUGAACUCGAAGGAUCAGCUCUAGCAGGAUAUAUUCCGACAAGCCUAGUUGUGCACAAGGCCAAUACCGCUUCCCGGACCCGAAGCGCUGGUGGUAACCGAAUCCAAGCACAGGCUAACACUGACUACACUCAGAUGUUCGACGAGGAAAAUGCAGAAUAUAAGAAGCGCGGUGAGGUACCACUACAAAGCGAUAUCUUGAGUGGGGGUACUAUCUUGAAAGCUCAACGAGGUAUCGGAAAUAGUAUGGUGGUCAACCAGUCUUCGAGUUAUCGACAAGAUAACAAGAUUGCCACGAAGGAGGCUGCAAAGACUGAGACCGCAAAGGAACCAGCUAAGAUGCCCGAGAAGCCAUCUCGGCCAAUGACAUACAAGGAAGAUUAUGAGCGGAGAUGCCGUGCAGCCAGUGAGGCAAGACGAUUGAAAGAAAUCGAGAGGAUGCAGGCUGAGGCUAUGGCACUUGAGAUCUCGAACCUUGAAGCUGUACGAGUCGAGCAGGCAACCAACCAGGCGGCAAGAUUCCAAAUUCCUCCUGCUCAAGGCCAAUUUUCUGCUCCUGUCCUCUUCCCAGGUUUUGGACAAGAGCCAAGACAGCCGCAGGGCUUUUUAUCGGUGCCGCGUCCAAUGUUUCCCAGACAAGAUUACAUGCCAACAAGAACCGAUCGUCUUUUGGGUACUUUGGCUCCCAUCAAUACAUCAGGACCUGCGGUGGACAGCAGUGUAAGUCUUCCAGUGAGCCCAGUACAUCGAGCCCGGUCGGGACUAGAUGAAGUGGUCUCUAAGUUGCCAAGACAUGUUGUGACUCGGGUUGCGUCUCAGAAUACCCUCCAAGCCAAUUCGACGUCUCCUAGUCUCUUUUACCAAAGAGAAGAACUUGCGGCAAGACUACAGAAUGCAGCAAAUAACUACACUCAACGAAGCCGUAAAGGAGACGGUGGUGCUUCUCAAGCACAAAUCAGAUCUUAAAGUGUCCUUGGCUGUCCACACAGAUAGAGGUAUUUCCGUAUUUAGCUGAGGAUUGGGUAACAGGCGAAAGUAGAGAGGUAAAAAGGUGUUGAUGAUGGGAAAUUUGGUGGUCGAAGUUGAGCGUUCAUUCUCAAACAGGGCAUUGGUGUCCAUAGGGGAUAUCUGCUGGUCGACGUUCAGCAUUUUCUCUCAGGCGGGCAUGCAUUAGCGUCGUUGAUGGGAAUUUGCUGGUCGAAGUUCAGCGCUUAUUUUAGGGCUUGGCUUGCGCUCACUGGGUUGUGACGGCAGCAUUUAUGUUAUUUCUUGGUGGUGGUGGCGAUCCACGGCUUUCCUAGU